CCUCAUGUUGCAGUUGUUUUUUUCCGGUUCUGGUUGGAUGGUGUUUUUAAACUUACAUACAACUCUGUUGGUGAUGGUCUUCGCCAAACUCCAGUGCUUUGAGUGUGUUGCAGGGAUAUUUUGCGCACAAAAGUGUGGUCGUUGCUGUAUAUGCAGCACCAAGUUUUCGAGCAUCCAAGGCUAACUGAACCAGAUCAGACAAAAGUAGAUGUGUGGUUAAUAUAUAAGUGUGAUGGAUAUAAACUUGAACCGGAUUGACUACACCCAGAUUGCAACUACUCUGCCGAGGACAACUAAACUUCUGCCACCAACCCAGGGUAACAAGCUUCAAAAAGUAGCUGUUGGAGACAAGGAUGGAGUUGUACAGCUGUUUUCUUUCAAGAAAAAUGACCUACAGGUGAUUUUCAAGACACUGCCUGGCAAACCUAUUACAAAUGUGCAGUUGGGAGGAGCUUUAGGCACAGUCAAGGACAAGAUUUUUGUCUCUGCUGGCAAUGCUGUCAUGGGUUACACAAGAAAGGGAAAGCAGUUCCUUGGAUUGGAAACAAACCUUACUGAUGACAUCCAUUCCAUCCAUAUCAGUGGCAGCAACUUGCUGGUGUGUAGCAGCUUCAUUUACAACCACUUCUACGACUGUGAAGACACGAACUACUACCUGAGUGGGGAAGAGAUCACGGAUGUCAUCUCACUGCCUGCAGAGAGGAUCAACUCGUUCGUGCCGGUGCUGGCGUGCCGGGACCGCACGCUGCGCGUGAUGAAGGGCAGCGGCGUGCGCUACCCGGUGGAGGUGGCCGGCCCGCCCUCCACGCUGCACCUCUUCUACGGCGACGGCGGCUCCACCUCGGAGUACCUGCUGUACGGCACCACCGACGCCGCCAUCGGCUGCGUCUGCAUCGGCAGGAACGAGCCGACGAACAAGUGGUGUCUGGAGCCGGUGCGCGAGGCCAGCCGCGCCGGCGUCGUCUGCAUGGACCACUUCGACAUGACCGGCGACGGCGUGCGCGACCUGAUCGUGGGCAGGGACGACGGCUCCGUCCAGAUCUACAGCUACGACGACGGAGAGGAGGCGGCUCCCACGCUCCGAUACACAUACGCGGGCACAGAGAGUGUCACCUCCGUGCAGGGAGGCCACGUCAGCAACGCCGACUACGAGGAGGUGCUGGUCACGUCGUACUCAGGCUGGCUCUUUGGCCUCUCCUCGGAGAAGCGCGACCGGCACGCAUACGAGGUGGAGCCGGGCGUCAUCUCGCUGUCAGCCGAGGCCAAACAGCGCAUCUACAACCUCAGGGCUGACGUGGAGAGCCUGCAGGAGCGCGUGAACAAGGAGCGCGAGCGCUACCACCAGACCACGCAGAGCAGCCUGGGCGGCAUCUCGGCCGUGCCGUUCGUCUCCGUCAAUGACCGCAUGACGCUGAGCAAGGAGGAUGCCUCGUACCUGCUGAUGGUCGAGGUGCAGACGCCAAUCGACAACGUGAUGCUGCAGAGCGACGUGCCGGUCGACCUGCUGGACGUCGAGAAGAACUCGGCCGUCGUCAGCUACAGCACCUGCGACCAGUCGACGGGCAACUUCUUGCUGGCGACUUACCGAUGCCAGGCGAACACCACGCGUCUGGAGGUGAAGAUCCGCACCAUCGAGGGCCAGUACGGCACGCUGCAGGCCUACGUCACGCCGCGCCUGCAGCCCAAGUGCUGCCAGGUGCGCCAGUAUGAGGUCAAGCCCCUCAGCCUGCACAUGCGCGCCCACCGCUUCGACCCCAACAGGCCGUACAACCGGCUGACGCUGACGGGCAAGUUCAGCUACGCCGAGGUGCACGGCUGGCUGGCGUUCUGCCUGCCCGAGGUGCCCGACCGGCCGCCCUCCGAGGAGACGGCCACGCUCUGCUUCGUCUCUACCUUCCUGGACACCAUGCUGCACGUCUCGUACACACAAGGUGAGGUGGAGUUCAAAUCUGACAACAUAUCCACGAUCUCCAUCAUCAAAGACGUGCUGACGAAGGAGGCCACCAAAAAGAAGAUUCACCUCAGCAUUAACUGCGACGUGAACGAAGGCAGCGUGGUGCACACGCUGCAGCUGCUUCACCCGAAGCUGGAGGCCCAGCUGCUGCUGGCCAAGAAGGUGGCGCUGAUCGGGCCGCUGUCGGAGCUGGUGGCGCACGAGCACGACGCCGGCGCCAGCUUCCUGACGCCCGAGUACCGCUCCAUCCUGGAGAACGCCGCCCAGCUGCAGGAGGAGAGCAGCCGCCAGCCGGCGCACCUGGAGCGGCUGUACGGAAUGAUCACGGAUCUUUACAUCGACAAACACAAGUUCCAGGGCGUGAACGUCAAGUCGAAGGUGCCGCAGCUGCUAGACAUCCUCUACAGCUACGACCUGAACAAGCUGCUGGCGUUCUUCACCCAGGGCUCGAGGAGGGGCCAGACGCCCACCUCUCCCAGUGGCGCCACCGGAUAAAUUGGCGCGCGGCCCUCUCGAGACCUGUUGAUCCCUCCUUUCGUCAGGGAGGCCGACUUUGGUUGUCAGAUCCUUUCACCCUGUUCGUAGUAGUCGGGUCACUAGUGUUCUCGUUCCGUUAGUGAUCAUCAUCUAGUUGUAGCGCCGUGCUAGUCAUUCCCACAGAUAUCGCAGUUUUUGGUUUGUGGUAGGUCGUGUUCGUUUCAGUUUGAACGAUGUUUCCACGUCAACAUGUAAUUGCGUGAUCGCUGUUGGCAGCACAUGAUUCAGUUUCUCUGCAGAUCUAGGACAGCGAGGAAGAACUCUAGUGUGGUGCGCGGAAAGGGAAGAUCCCAGUUCGACGAAGCGCGCGCUAGAAUUUUCUGCGACUUUUUCACCACUCCGUCCAAUUCCGUCCGAGUUUCCGUCCAUUGCUUACGGCGUGAUGCUGUGUAUAUUAUUCAAUGUGUAUUGGAUAUCGGGCGUGAAUAGCGCGAUGUGUAUUGUUGCAUUACACUCGAAGCCUUUGAUAAACGUGUCGUGAUCCCGCCCUCGCAUCCUGAGAAUGGGCGCCACCCUGCUACUAGCCGCGCACCAGCUGCGUGCCUCCACCUGGAGCAAGCGUGCUGCUGUCUGACAGACUCACCCGGGCGUCGUGCUGCACCUAGUCAGAAAAUAUAUUGAUCGACGCGUGAA
Pollicipes pollicipes is the source of this 3124-nucleotide messenger RNA. Its product is annotated as Bardet-Biedl syndrome 7 protein homolog. Gene Ontology annotation, cellular component: BBSome; neuron projection; axoneme. Gene Ontology annotation, biological process: intracellular protein localization; non-motile cilium assembly; intracellular transport. The transcript is spliced from 16 exons. Gene Ontology annotation, molecular function: protein binding. The record is from RefSeq and is a predicted model, not a curated record. Bases 233 to 2449 code for a protein of 738 amino acids. Lineage: Eukaryota; Metazoa; Arthropoda; Thecostraca; Pollicipedomorpha; Pollicipedidae.